This is a messenger RNA of Cylindrotheca closterium, 1269 nucleotides long. The record is from the annotation of a GenBank genome assembly. NCBI's taxonomy places the organism in Eukaryota, Bacillariophyta, Bacillariophyceae, Bacillariales, Bacillariaceae.
AUGGCACCAAAUAUUGAUGAUCCGUUUGCGGUUCUUGGCAUUGCAAAUGAUGCCUCUGAGGCGGAAGUUAAGAAGGCAUACCGAAAGUUGGCGCUGAAGUAUCAUCCUGAUCGUCAAAAUGGAAAGUCGGACGAGGAAAUUGCUGCAGCCAGUGACAUGUUCGUUAAGAUUGCUGAAGCUCAGGAUAUGUUGACUGAUCCGGUGAAGCGCUAUGACUUUCGAAUGAAACAAGAAGCGCAAGCAAACAAAAUAUCUCCCUCUGCCGCCAAUCGAGGAAGGCCUACACCGCCAGGGUCGUCGUCAGCAGGAACAAGGCGUCCCACAGCCAAGGCAUCUACAGUUCGAAAACCUGUCCCUAUGAACCGACAAGCAUCGACUAGCUCCAUGCGCCGCGGGCAUUCGCCACGAUCCAUGAAUAAGAAACAAGGAUCGGUUCGAGCUGUCAACAAGCCCGUUUUGGGUCGCAACUUAAGUGAUCAGCCUCCAAAACGUGUCACCUCCGUGGGCUCGCUAGCAUCACGGUCAGCACAUGUACCUCGGACAAAUCCCAACCGCAUGCAGCAGAAUUCACCGUUCAAUCCUCAUAAACCACCACCAAUAACCCAGAAUCGAUCCAAAACUGCCAACAUGCUUCGAACACCCAGCAACGCCAGUAUGAUGUCGAAGAAGAAAAAGAAGAAGCCAGCUGAAACUACAUAUACCUUUGUGCGCAACAAUGGCAAAACUCCACCAUUAGCAACACCUGCUUCCGGAGAUGCCAGCCCCAAAGUUAAGAAAAAGAAAAAGAAGAAGAAAAAACCUGAGGCUGAGCAAACCUUCACUUUUGUGCGAAACAACAAAACCAGCGAUGUACCCAAGAAAAAGAAGAAGAAGAAACCAGAGGCGGAAAGUGAGCAAACCUUCACUUUUGUACGAAACAGCACCAAAAGUCCUAAAGUUGAUAGUACCAUCAAAAUGAGAAGAAGGAACAGUAAUGACAGCGCAAAGAAACAACAAAAAGCCGACAAGAGAACGAAAAUGAAGAAAAAUACCGGUUCAUCCGCCCUGGAUUCCUCGUCUAGGUCGUUGAAGAGUAGUAGAAAGUCACCAGGUGCAGCAAGUCGAGCAAACAGAAUAAUGAUGUCGCCCCAGCAGGCUCCCCGAAAGAGUAUCUUGGGCUUUGGACGAACCUCUGUGCAAAAUACGCCUCAGUCAGCGAGGGGCAAGAAAAAAGCAAUGGGAAUCAAAGGUUUUCUGGGGCGACCGCCGAUGGAAACUAGCAAUGGAUGA